AAUGAUCAUUACAUCAAUUCUUUAAUUAGUCCAUAAUAUCUUAAUCACGAAUAAUGCAGUAGAAAACAAGAACAUCAAAGAAACUUCAAGACCAUUUACAUCCACCCUCUUCUUAUAAAUACAUUCCAUCCCUCCCAUCAUCUUCAUCAAAAACUAUUACCCACCAAUACUUACUAUUCAAGAACUAAAAACCAACAGCUGUCGCUUCCAAAAUGUUUAACGAUGAGAUUAUUUACCCUUUCCUUUCAAUGCUAAACAAAUGUCCAGUGCUUAACACUCCAACAGAUUGGAAAGAAACUCCUGAGUCGCAUGUAUUCGUAUCUGAUCUUCCUGGUUUGAAGAAUGAAGAAGUUAAAGUGGAAAUAGUUGAUGAAGGAAAAGGGAAGGUUCUUCAAAUAAGUGGAGAAAGGGAUGCUGAGAAAGAUAAUGAGAUUAGUGAGAAGUGGCAUCGUGCUGAACGUUGUCGUGGUAAGUUUCUAAGAAGGUUUAGGUUACCUGAAAAUGCCAAGAGUGAUGGAGUGAAAGCUUCAAUGGAGAAUGGGGUUCUUGUUGUUACUGUUCCUAAGCAGGAGAUCAAGAAACCUGAAAAGAGAGUGAUUGAAGUUGAGGGAAAUUAACCAAUUCAAAGGCAUUAGUUUUAAGUUGAUGCAAAUAAAUGAUAUGCUGUGUUUAACUGUU
Messenger RNA from Ricinus communis (castor bean), 678 nucleotides. RefSeq names its product class I heat shock protein. The coding region runs from base 213 to 617 and encodes 134 amino acids. The transcript has a single exon. Gene Ontology annotation, biological process: response to hydrogen peroxide; protein complex oligomerization; response to heat. Lineage: Eukaryota; Viridiplantae; Streptophyta; Magnoliopsida; Malpighiales; Euphorbiaceae. The record is from RefSeq and is a predicted model, not a curated record.